This is a messenger RNA of Fusarium graminearum PH-1, 1170 nucleotides long. RefSeq lists its product as uncharacterized. Lineage: Eukaryota; Fungi; Ascomycota; Sordariomycetes; Hypocreales; Nectriaceae. The record is from RefSeq and is a predicted model, not a curated record. Bases 1 to 1170 code for a protein of 389 amino acids. The transcript is spliced from 10 exons. Gene Ontology annotation, molecular function: methyltransferase activity.
AUGUCUGAACAUGCGGCAGUCCAGCCCCUCCACUUGAAGUGGAACAUCAGUAACACGCCACCGUGGUCCAAGCACAGAUUGGCCAUUGAAGUUUCAAAUCCAAUGUCCGAGUGUCGUCAAGAGGCAGAAAAGCCAGCCUUGUACCGUUUUGCCCAGAUGCCGGCAGCCCCCAGUCGACUUCCGCACCGGACCCUUGUCUUUGUUGCUAUGAUCAAUGGUACGGAUGGAACCCCCAUGCUAUCGGGCCCGAAAGUCAAUUCAGAAAACAAUGGAAGCCGAAACGAUACUUAUUUUGCGCCAAUCGACGAGGUAGGAGCGAAGACACUUCCAAUGUCGCAAUCGUCAGCAGAAAGUAACAUAUCUUGCCAGGAUGAAAUCUCGCGUCUUGAGGUGAUGCAUGGAGUCCUCAGCGGUCUCUUCGACAGGCGUCUUAUAUUCCCCCCUAUCAGAUCUCCACGAAGAGUACUUGAUUGUGGUUGUGGUACUGGAGAUUGGGCAAUGGAAGUUGCUACACAAUACCCUGAUUCAGAGGUUCUUGGCAUCGAUAUAAGCCCGCACAUGAUACCAGAAAACCCUCCCGACAAUAUGGAGCUUCAGGUUGAUGACUUGAACGGGAGAUUCACAUUCAAGCCCAACCACUUUGAUCUAGUCCAUAGCCAGAUGCUAGCAGGAGGAAUCCAUGCAAAUCGUUGGAGAAGUUAUAUUCGAGAUAUCUUCGGCGUCUUGAAGCCUGGCGGCUGGUGUCAAAUGGUCGAAAUAUACUUCAAUGCCCAAUCUGAUAAUGGCACAUUGACACCCGUGGUCAAGACAAUAUCUGGAAAGCCAAGAACCACACCACGACCCGCGGGCACCAUUGCAAAUGGCGAGCUGGAUGAGAAGUGCGGGCUUCACCGAAGUCGAAUCGAGACUCAUGACAUUACCGAUGUGCGGUUGGUCGAGCAGUAUGAUGGAAUUAUGUUUUAUCCGUGUGUUUCGAAGCUGAUCGAUGAGCAGUUCCCCGAGAUUACGAGAUUGGUGUGUCGAAUAGGGAUAACGAUGUCUUUCACCGAUUUCCAACUUUUAGUAGCUCAAGCGAGGAGCGAAGCAAGCAACCCGGCUUUCAAGGCAUACUUUCCGCUGGUUUUGUUGGCUGGCAAGGCAAGCGGUAGUGGCGCGCCGUCAAGUGGAUAA